AUGUCGUUCUCAACAACAUCAGCUUCAACUUCUCCUCCAACAAUGUCAAAUCCUUUAACAACUUUGCUUAGUUCAUUGACAAAAAGUCGUUCAAUGGCACCCGUUGUCAAACGUUUAAUGUUAUUGAGAGUAAAUGGUUCUAAUAUCAAUAAUAAUAAUAAUAAUGGCAUGGAUGAUUCACAUUCAACUAAUAAUGAUGAACAACAACAUUAUGCUGAAAAAGCUAUUCGAAGUUUAAUUAAAAAAUUGAAACGUAGCGGUGCAAUUGAAGAAUUAGAACGAGCUUUAUCACAAAAAAAUUCAGGAACAAAAUGUGUUACCAUUCAACGUUCAUUGGAUGGUCGUCUACAAAUUCAACAACGAAAAUCUAAUCCAGUCGUUGUUUAUUGUAAAUUAUUUCGUUGGCCAGAUUUAACAUCUCAUAAUGAUUUGAAACCAAUGGAUUAUUGUACAUACGCUUAUCAUUAUCGAAAAGAUGAAAUAUGCAUCAAUCCAUAUCAUUAUGAACGAGUGCCAAGUAUGUAGAUUGAACUGAACAUGUAGAUAAUAUAAGAAAAUUCUGAUUUAUUUGUAAGUGAUAAUAACAGCGCACAUUCUUUACCUGUUGUUUCUUAUACUAGAUUAUACAUUAGAGCAUACAUAAAAAUAUUUUAUUUAUAUUUUCUUGAUGAAAAAAAAGUACUUCUUUUCAUCUUC
This is a messenger RNA of Didymodactylos carnosus, 696 nucleotides long. The record is from the annotation of a GenBank genome assembly. Lineage: Eukaryota; Metazoa; Rotifera; Eurotatoria; Philodinida; Philodinidae.